Molecule: messenger RNA, 468 nt
Organism: Ilyonectria robusta
Lineage: Eukaryota; Fungi; Ascomycota; Sordariomycetes; Hypocreales; Nectriaceae
Exons: 1
Coding region: 1-468 (155 amino acids)
Source: RefSeq, a predicted model, not a curated record
AUGCCAGCACCGACCCCCGAUGCUCCCAUUGCCGUCAACACCACCAAGAUCAGUAUUAACAGCUGGGAAGGCGUUAUCACCGAGAUUACGACACUCCGCGACCGACUUACUCGACCUGAAGCCAAGAUUAACCCGAGCCCUCUUGGGGCUUGUUCCAGUGAAUACGCGCUAAAUCCAAGCGCUAACUCCACUGUACAGGAGCGCUGCCCGACGGUGAUUAAUCAGGACACUGUCUCCAACACAUCCUCAGAACGACCGACCAUUCAGCUCUGGGACUCAUCCAGUACUAAAAAGCAGUCACCUCCCAUGCGUGCAACAGAUGAGUACUUGGCUAUCACGUCAGGCCCAUUCGUGGCGUGCGACAACCCAAAGGGUUUGCCCUGGGAGCCCUUGUUUUCCACUGCCCAUGGGAUCCAGCUUCCUCCUGUCGCAUUACUACUACUCGACCAUGUCAUCAUCACCUGUUGA